CCGAAGCAACGGAGAAGCGCAAGACAGAGAAAUUCAGAGAAUCCCCCCAAAAAAAGAAAAGAAAAACAGGGACAGAGAAGGAUGAAGAACAACCUCCUUUGAGAUUAUUAACAUACGGAGGUCCAAGAGCUCCAUUCCUCUAUCUCUAUUUCUCUCUCUCUAUCCCACACGCGCUAUCUCGGCUGUGACAUCCAUGCGGCGUGGACGGACCGUAGAUCCAGCGACCGCAGGUAAAACAACGUUCGAUCAUGAGGCUAAAUCUAAGGAUGUUAAAUUCAGAGGCGUGCGGAAGAGGCCGUGGGGACGAUACGCGGCCGAGAUCCGAGAUCCGUGGAAGAAAACCAGGGUCUGGCUGGGGACGUUCGACUCGGCGGAGGACGCGGCCCGGGCAUACGAUACCGCGGCGUUGUCGCUGCGGGGGCCCAAGGCGAAGAUCAAUUUCCCGGUGACCGGCGCUCAAAUGGCCGAUUUUCGGGUCCGAGACGAGGGGAGGGUUUCGGCCGGUUCGGGGAGGUUGAACGGUCCGGUUCAACGACACGCGGCGAGGCCGACGACGAGUAGUAUGAGCAGCACGGUGGAGUCCUUCAGUGGGCCACGGGUGGCGGCGGCGGUGGUGGCGGCCCCCCCAAGGGUGAAGGUUGCACCAGUACCGCCCGUGCACCCGGCAGCACCCGAUGACUGCCGCAGCGACUGCGACUCCUCGUCUUCGGUCGUCGACGACAACAAUGACAACGAUUGCGUGCUCACCUCGUCGUUUCGGAGGAGCAUCCUGCCGUUCGAUCUCAACCUCCCGCCUCCGAUGGACGGCGAUGAUUCCGAUCUUCAUGCCACGGCUCUGUGUCUCUGAAUCAACGGUCACUUUUUCUAUUUCCAUCGACGUUUUUUUUUUUUUUUUUUUUUUUUUCCAUCUUAUUUUCUCGAGGAAAAAAAAAUCGAUAAUUGGGAUUUUGUUCUUUUUUUCAAAUUCUAAAAUCCAACUUUGUGUUAGAUUAUUAUGUAAGAGUAGUUGUAAUUUUGGUUGCUAUGCGAUCUGGGGAUUUCUUCAA
Molecule: messenger RNA, 1046 nt
Organism: Alnus glutinosa
Lineage: Eukaryota; Viridiplantae; Streptophyta; Magnoliopsida; Fagales; Betulaceae
Product: ethylene-responsive transcription factor 3-like
Exons: 1
Coding region: 194-847 (217 amino acids)
Biological process (GO): regulation of DNA-templated transcription
Molecular function (GO): DNA-binding transcription factor activity; DNA binding
Source: RefSeq, a predicted model, not a curated record